CACUGGGAGGACCGGGAACACACAGCUACAGGCAAGGAUCUCAGGACUCCUCUGAGUGCUGGGACUCUUCAAGGACUGACCGAGCGUCUACUGGAGAGAGCGACCCACCGACAACAAAAAGGACAUGAAGACACGAUGGCACCACCUCCGGAAGAGAAAUAUUUAUACCUAGCUAUAUAUAUUAUAACUCUUCUGACAGGCUUUCCAGCCAACCUUCUUGCACUUCAUGCCUUCAUUCGUAAACUGCGUGUUAAGGCCACGCCAAACGCAAUUCUUCUCUUCAACCUGACUAUAUCAGACUUGUCAUUCUUGGUUUUCUUGCCUUUCAAGGUAACAGAAAUCUUACAAGGCCAAUGGACAAUGCCAUCAUUCCUCUGCCCGCUCAGUGGACUAUUCUACUUCAGCACCAUCUACUCCAGCACCUUGUUCCUCACAGCUGUCAGUGUAGAACGGUACCUUGGCGUAGCCUUUCCACUCAAGUACAAACUCUACCGCAAGCCCAGCUAUGCGGCCGCCGUCAGUGGUUUUCUGUGGAUCUGCUCGUUUGCCCAUUGUAGCAUCGUCUAUAUCACCGAGUACCACCAGACUUCCAAUGCCAGCAACAGACUCAUCUGCUAUGACAACUUCACCAAAGAGCAGAUGGAAGUUCUGCUCCCGUUCCGUCUUGAGUUGGGACUCCUCUUGUUCUGCUUGCCUUUCCUCAUCACCUGUUUCUGUUAUGUUAGUUUCAUCAAGAUCCUCGUAUCUUCAACGCACAUCCACCGCGAGAAGAAGCAACGAGCCAUUGGGCUGGUCCUUACCACCCUGAGUGUGUUUGCUGUGUGUUUUGCCCCCUACAACGUCUCUCAUGUGGUGGGAUUUUUUCAGAAGAAGAACCUCAAGUGGAGAGAGAAGGCCUUGCUUCUGAGCACGUUUAAUGCUAGCUUGGACCCCGUCAUCUUCUACUUCUCCUCCACCGCUGUCCAGAACUCAUGCAAGUGCUGCUUGAUUAAACUAAACAUUUGCCACCCUAGGCCAGCUCCACAUAAAAUCAUGAACCAGCAGAGCAUUAAAAUGGAAAAACCACAACUUUCUGAAAGCCAGAUAUAUAGUUCCAGAGGUUAACCUUUACCUUAUUUAUUUGUUUAGUGACGCUAACAUGCGUUUAUCUACUUUUCACAGAGUUACAUUGUAACACUGCUAUGUUUACAGUGCCUACAGCCUUUGGAAGUGGUGGCUCCUAAACUGUCUAGGAACAUAGGGCCAGAUUCACAAAAGAGAUACGGCGGCGUAUCUCCUGAUACGCCGUCGUAUCUCUGUGUUAGG
Messenger RNA from Rana temporaria (common frog), 1305 nucleotides. Its product is annotated as free fatty acid receptor 2-like. The record is from RefSeq and is a predicted model, not a curated record. The transcript has 2 exons. Gene Ontology annotation, molecular function: G protein-coupled receptor activity. Gene Ontology annotation, biological process: cellular response to fatty acid; G protein-coupled receptor signaling pathway. Lineage: Eukaryota; Metazoa; Chordata; Amphibia; Anura; Ranidae. The coding region runs from base 136 to 1104 and encodes 322 amino acids. Gene Ontology annotation, cellular component: plasma membrane.